AUGUCAGCCAGAACAGUCGAGAGGGGUGCGGCAGACAAGAAUAGGAAGCUGGACCACCCAGAAAUGGUCGAGAAACGGUAUACGCUCGCAGAUAUACAAGAGAGAUCGCCAUCACCACUAGAACCGGUCGAUACGAUCAUCAAUAUACCCCCUGAUAAUCGUACUCCCGAUGAUGUACUCAUCGAAAAACCAAACCCAAGCCCAGCGGGUCCGACGAAUUUCUCCACUGAGUCGAAGAUCCUUCUUGACAACAAAUCUCUAAAUCAGCAUGAGGGCGCCCAGUCGAUACAUGUCGCAGCAGCACCUACAAUCUCAUUGUCGAAGCCUUUCGACUCCAACAAAGCAGCACCUUUGGAUAACAAAAACGGUGGGCCAGCACCAGUUGCGACAAGCAAACCAUGUGCUGCACGACCGCCAACCGAGCUUUUGACUCUUCCGCAAAUCAUUGACCGAAUCAUGGGCUCCGGCCUCCCCGAAGAGACGAUAUUUCCUGCCAUACGUCGAUGCUUCGCCAGGUUGAUGAGUGUACCAGUCGAAUAUAUUGAUGCGGAGAUCUGGUAUGCGUUUCAAGGACCCGAAACAAGCGGUGGAGGAGUACAAGAGACGGAAUCAACAUGGCUACCAAGGCUGAAUGAAGUCGAGAUACCAGUGGCUUUUAGCAUGAGCGGGCACGUUCAUGUCGUCACCGGGAGAUCGGUAUACAUAACUUCCGAUUUCCAGACACAAUAUACAAAACAUAUCGCACUUAUUCGAGAGGCUGAGCUUAGUCAAUCUAGGGCUCGUCACACAAUCGGACUCCGAGCGUCAGAUAGAGGUCCAGCAGCAGGAUCUUGUGCACACCAGUAG
This is a messenger RNA of Pseudovirgaria hyperparasitica, 846 nucleotides long. RefSeq lists its product as uncharacterized. Lineage: Eukaryota; Fungi; Ascomycota; Dothideomycetes; Acrospermales; Acrospermaceae. The transcript is spliced from 2 exons. Bases 1 to 846 code for a protein of 281 amino acids. The record is from RefSeq and is a predicted model, not a curated record.